Messenger RNA from Chaetomium fimeti, 417 nucleotides. RefSeq lists its product as uncharacterized. The coding region runs from base 1 to 417 and encodes 138 amino acids. The transcript has 2 exons. The record is from RefSeq and is a predicted model, not a curated record. NCBI's taxonomy places the organism in Eukaryota, Fungi, Ascomycota, Sordariomycetes, Sordariales, Chaetomiaceae.
AUGUCGCAGUACUCUGCUAACGAAAUCGGCUUGACCGCGCAGGACGAAGAGUUCCGUGCGGCCUCGACGCAGUACCUUGCCCUCCUCUGCGUGGCGGUAGCGCUCAAGUUCUCGGGCUCGUCCCCCGUCGCGAACGAUGUCAACAAACUGAUGAACCUCGUCGCCAUCCUCCUUGGCGUCUUUGGUUCACUCCUGGCGUACAACGUCCGCGUCGGUGCUUUCAACCCGCCCCGAGAAGACAGCGACCCGCCCCCUUCGCCGGUAGCCAUGAUGGCCUGGAAGUUGUACAGGUGGUUGGCAAUUUGGCUCGUCGUGCCCGUCACAGUCCUCACCGUCGCCGCAUACAUACGGUGGAUGUGGGACCUCGGUCGUGUCCCAGCUUGGCGUUGGGCAGCUGCGUCGCUGACGCGGUACUAA